This is a messenger RNA of Andrographis paniculata, 1367 nucleotides long. RefSeq lists its product as uncharacterized. Bases 139 to 1098 code for a protein of 319 amino acids. The transcript has 5 exons. The record is from RefSeq and is a predicted model, not a curated record. Lineage: Eukaryota; Viridiplantae; Streptophyta; Magnoliopsida; Lamiales; Acanthaceae.
CCUCGUCGCUUUGGCGUUAUACUAUUGGUCCAUUGCAUCCACGACACGACUAUCCGAUCUCGACCUGAAGCCUGCGUACUCCCAUCCCCCUUCCUCAAGUUCCUUGCUUGCAGCUGCAACAUCAUUGGACGAAAAGCCAUGUCUAGAUCUCUCAUAAAAUCAUGUUUGAGCCGCCUGCUGGAAGGCAUCCACCACAACCGUCGAUCUUUACAAACCCUGGCUUAUGAGGAGGUCAAAUCGUCUCAGGACAGGCCCGCUGAGUUCACUGCUUUUGUACUCCACGGCCUCCUGGGCUCCGGUCGGAACUGGCGCUCCUUCUCCCGAUUGCUCGCUUCGCGUCUUUCUCCCUCCGUUUGGAGGAUGGUUCUUGUGGAUUUGAGGAAUCACGGCAAGUCUGCUGAGGUAGAAGGAUUGUUGCCACCUCAUAAUCUGGAAAACGCUGCGAAAGAUCUCGCCAAUUUGGUGAAUUCCGAAGGUUGGAAGUGGCCGGAUGUUGUUAUAGGUCAUUCAAUGGGAGGGAAGGUUGCUUUGCAAUUUGCUCAACAUUGUGUUAAUGGGCAAUUUGGGGAAAAUGUUAGCUUGCCCAAACAGCUGUGGGUACUUGAUUCCGUUCCUGGAAAAGUGAUAGAGGAUAAUAGCGAUGGUGAAGUGGAAAAAGUUCUGCAGACCUUGCAGAGUCUACCUUCUACAGUCCCGUCGAGGAAGUGGUUGGUAGAUCACAUGCUGAAGCUUGGGUUUUCAAAGAGUUUAUCACAUUGGAUCGGAAGCAACCUCAAGAAAUCCGGCAACAAGGAAACUUGGGCAUUUAAUCUUGACGGGGCUGUGCAGAUGUUUAAGUCUUACAGAGAGAUGGAUUAUUGGCCCCUGUUGGAGCAGCCACCCAAAGGCAUGACAAUAUCCAUAGUACGUGCUGAGAAUAGCGACAGAUGGAGCCGGGAUAUCAUAGAACAGCUGGAUCACGUGGCCUCUAAACGGGAUGAUGAAACAGUGGGGAAAACCUUGAUUCAUGUCCUUCCAAAUUCAGGGCACUGGGUUCAUGUCGACAACCCGAAAGGGCUUCUGGAGAUUGUAGCUCCCGGGAUGGCUUCCCUGAGGUAGCGAUACAUAUCAGAUCCAUUUAUAUAUAUAUAUAUAUAUAUAUAGUUUGAGUAAUGAAUAAAUAGUGUAAACAUAUGUUGGUUCUCUGUUUUGCGUAACAUUUGAUUUCAUUCGUUGUUUUUUUUUUUUUUAUCCAUGACAUGAAAAUUCAUGGUCGCUACUGAGUAAACUUCAAUAAGUAAACCGUUGGUUGAAUCUAAUAGUCGGUUGGAAGGAAGAUCAUGUUAGCAUGUAUUUUUUGGAAACUUCCACUGCUUUUUUUCAUAUAU